AGCGGCGGGCGCUCGUGGUGUGCGUAUCGUGCUGUAACGCGGGGUAGUGUUUUCGCCCCCUUCUACCUCUCCCCUGCUCUCUCGCUCGCUCUCUUUUCCUCUUUCUCUUUCCUUCUUUCUUUCUCUUUCUCUCUCUCACUUUCUCUCUCUCUCUAUAUAUACAUAUAUAUCUGUCCGCUUUCCCACGUCAUUCGUAGUCGCAGCGUUCGAACGACGACAGUGAUUUUCCGCGCGACGCUCGCACCGACGUCGCGACGCGACGCGACGCGACGCGACGUGCCGCGUCGAGCACGUGCCGCCGCGGGGAGGUUCUCGACGUUGUCGGGCAGGACGAUCCGAAUCCGAAUCCGGAGCACGUCUCCUCGGUUGCGCGCUCCGUUCGCGCUCGGUGCGUUUGUUUUGACAUGUGUGUGAGCUGCCAUAUUGGAUUACCGCAUCGCCGCCGCGCUGCUGCUCCUGCUGCCUCUGCUAUCGUCGUCAUCGCGGCCUCGACAGCCACGUACCGGGACUUCGCCAUUGAGAAAGGAGGAUCUACCGACGGAUCAGGCAUGGAACCCAUCACAACGAUUGCGCAGUACAGUUAAGAUCGGCCGGUUGAUGCCUGAUGGCGCGGGCUGGAACGCAACGCUGGAGAAAUCCUGCUCCAGAAGGUGACGAUGUGCAACGAUCGAUCGAGCUGCUGGACAAGGUGCUCUCAGAGUACGACGAGCACGACGCGGAGGGCGAAGGUGGCGGCGGCGGCGGCGGCGGCGGCGGCGGCGGCGGCGGUGGUAGCGGCAGCGGCGGGGGCGGCUGCGUCGGCGGCGGGGGCAGCGGGGGCGUUGGGGAUUGCGGCAGCAGCACGGAACCGAGUAUUGGCCUCACGCCCGACGACGAGAGUCCGUCCUUAGGACACCAAUCCGAGGACGACGGUUACAUGAGCAUGAAUGGUCGGAAGGCGAAGAUGGCACUGGUAGCAUUACGUCCGGUCCCGGACUGUCCGGAGCCGCAGGAUCCCGCGGGCGUCUCCACGCAGGAGUUCCCGCCGCCCCCGGAAGAGGCCGAGCGCAUUAUCUCGACUCUUCUGCCAAUGGUUUCCCCGGGAAACUCGUCCAAGAGGAACAUCGUCGUCGGCCAGAACCCGGAGCGGCGGAGCGCCGGCCGGCAGCAGCAGUGGAUGGUCGCCGUGGAGGAUAGCAUGCGGCACGGGAACGCCGUUACCACGCAGACCACCCUCCCGAAGACCCGGCAUCAACGGCCGUACGGCUGGGAAAACGGGACCGUGGAGUCGCUGCGACUGGCCCAACCGCCGAGCCCGCCGAGCAAGUUCGCCAGUCUGCCGUACGACGGCAAGGUGUCCUUCAACUGGAUCCCGCCGCGGACGAACCCGAGCGCGGUGGAGAAGCACCGCGAGGUGCGCCGCCGCUCGUCGGAGGAGUGCCUGGAGGACAUCGGCCGUCAGCAGCAGAGUCCGGAGCGCGAGCGCGAGCGCGAGCGGGACCGGGAGCGGGAGCGCACGUCGCACCUGAGGAAGCAGCAACGGCAGAACGAGAUCAUGAAGUCGAGCAGCGUGGAGGACCGGCUGCUGAUGAACAGGCCGGACAAGGAGUCGUCGCAGCGACGGCGCAACGACUCGGACUCCAGCGAGGGCAGGUUCUCCAGGAACUCCGAGUCGGAGAGGUCCUCCAUACCGCGCUCCAGCUCGGUCAGCGUCGAGCGCUUCUCCAUGCGCGCCAACUGCGACUCCUCGGACUUCUCGCGCGCCAACUCCACGUCGAACGAGCGCUUCCACUCGGACUUCUCGAUAGCGGUGGCGAGCGCGAGCUCGAACGACCACGUGUCCGUGCCGAGCUCCGACCCGUUCUCCAUCCGCAACCUCGACUUCGUCUCGUUCUCCUUGCCGCGCGCCGACUCCAGCGAGCACUUCUCCGCGCCCACGUCCGACCGCUGCUCCGAGGGCCGCUACUCCGACCUCUUCUCCACGAGGAACUCGGACUUCUCCGCGCGCAACUCCGCCGACUUCAGGACGCAGUCCGACGAGGAGCGCUUCUCCGACGACUCGUUGGAGGAGCUGCUGCCGCCUCCGCCGCCCAUCAGCAAGAGGCACUCCAUCGCGUGGGAGGUGUCCCUCGAGGAUGACCCGCUGUAUGCGCCCGGUAGCACCAAGGUCGUCGGCAGGAGACGGCGAAAGAGCAGUGACGUCUCAAGUGUGGGGUCCGCGUCGAAGCUGCGCGACUUCGACGACUGGCAAGACCCGCGGCUGUCGACCACCGACGACGACCUGGUCUCGCCGUACUCGGACUCGUCCACGAACGAACUCGACCAGAUCCGGCCGCAGGAGCUGACGAAGAACGGCACAUACGUCAUACGUCGCGGCCGCAAGAAGGAGCGCAAGGUCUUGCCGAAGACCCCGACCAAGACCAAGAGCCUGUCAUUCGAGAACGGCGAGGAGAGCCGAUUGUCGGACGUGAAGCGAUACUCGAGCACCUUCGACAACAUCAAGAGCCUGCUGAAGGAGGGCAAACUCGAGGGCCUGGACGAGCCACCGGCGGAGUUCACGGUGCCGGUGCCGCCGCCGGAUCUCAUCAGGGUCGUGUCGAUGCCGGCGAUCAACAACGAGACCGGCAACCGGGCUCAGCUGGAGAUCACCGUGGAAGAGGAGGAGUCGUCCGACGUGUCGGACAAGGACAAGGAGCGUGACCACACGGAGCUACCUCGGCUGCCGCCGUCGCCGAUCGAGGACGACGACCGGCCGGAGUUUCGUGCGACGGGGCGGCUGAGGGACUGCAACGGUAUGCCGGCACCUUUCCCCAUGGACUUGGACACGGGCAAGUCGUCAGCGAGCGUGCUCGCGGAGUCGCAGACGUCGAAGAAGGGCGCGAACGCGGCGAGCAGCGAGCGGCUGGUCUCCAAGAUCCCGGUGAACCUGCUGAUCGAGGACCAGAUCGUGAAGAAGGCGCUUAAGGAGAACCGCCGGCAGCUGGAGAAGGUGAGCGACGCGAUCAAGGAGAUCGAGAGCGUGAAGAACAGCGAGUCGUACUGCGACAGCAAGCGCUGGCGGAACGGCGACGUGAAGCAGAGCUCGAAGCGCAACAGCUUCGAGAACAACGAGCCGUUGGCCGAGCGGAAGCCCGCGCUGGACGGCAGUCCGUUCGACAGCAGGAGUCGGAGGCAGCAGCACAGCUCCGACUCCGAGACGUCCAAGACCAGCUCGGACGCGGACUUUGACCGGAGGAAAGCGAACGGCAACGACAUCGUCUAUUCGUCCAGCAGGCGACUGCGCCAGAACGGCAUCGAGAACCACAAGAACGAUCAGAAGCAAAUCGAGAACGUCAUCGACGCCAUCCUGGAGGACUCGAAGAACCCGGAAUUCCAGGUGAGCGUCGAGGUGAUGGAGUUCCCGCCGUUGCCGCCGUCGCCCGUCGAAGAGGCCGACGAGGAGAGCUCGGACAUCGGCCAGAGCUCGAUAAUGCCGCCGAAGUCGAAGAGCCACGGCAGCAGCAGCAGCAACAGGACCAUCGAGUAUAGGCCGAGAGUGCCGCCGCAUCGCACCCCGGUCGGCGACUCGAAGGAGCAGGCUUCCUUGAACACCAGAUCCAUGGACGCCGGCUUCGCCAGGGGGAGACGCGCGCCGGCCGCCAAUAAUUCCAGGCGAGAGGUACCCGUCGAGCGAAGAACCCUGCCCACCGACCUGCCGGGGCCAUCUCGUCGACGACCGUUCACCAAGAGGCACUCGCCCUCGGCAGAGGCGUGCUCCUCCGGCGGCGGCGGCGGCGGUGGCGGUGGCGUUGGAGGUACCGGCGGCAACGUCGUCACCACCGGCACUGCAUCCGGAAUGCAGACGUCGUGCUCUUUACCGGAAACUCCAGUGUUCGCCAGGGGCAGCGACAUCCCUAGAACGCCGCAGCACGCCGGCAACCCCACGCAGUCGAGACGGCAACCACCCGGCUGGUACGCACCGACCACGGCUACCGGUUACCGGCGAAACAAUCCCGGCCUGGAGCAGGCCAUAAUCGGCACGGAGCUGCUGCGGCUGGCGGGCGGGCCGAAUCGCGGAUGGUACCCGACCAGGAAGGCGAACCAGCCGCGGCCGGCCUCGAUCGAGCACCUGGAGCGGCUCAACAACGCCUACGACGCGCGACUGCCUGGCACCGGGGACCAGAGGAAGCCGCUCACCCUGCCCACGAACAUCACGCCCAACAAAUACUUCGGCCAAAGUAAGCACAGCUCCGCCUCCAGCACUCGCGAGGCGCUACGGAGGGUCACUAGCUUGCUCAUCAAGAAAGGAAGCGGCAACAAGGAAGGCAAAGGCAACAAGGAUAACAGUUCACCCUCGGGCCCUUACGCCGGCGCGGACAGCGGCGACGCGCCCAAGAAGAAGGGUUUCUUCAAGGGCUUCUGGAAGAGGUCGCGACACUAUUCGCUGGAGAACCAAUAGCCCACGAGGUGUGCAAGGGCGACGAGCCAGCGGCAGCAGCAGCAGAGCAGACAGGCACGACAGCAACGACAGCCGUACCAACAGCAUCAGCGGGGCAUCUCCACCACGACCCUCGGGAGCAACCCCUGCUGCUGCAUCGUCCAGUAACCCCGAUACCACGCACUCACACCAACACACACACACACACACACACACACAAAACACACACACACACACACAUACAUACGAACAGUGGUAUCGACCGCGAUGUUGUCCCUUUGCCACCCGCGACGCAUCUCUCCGUUCCUCUUACGCGACGCGAGGCGACGAGGAAUUCACGUUCCCCGUUCGCCUCCGAACCUGGUUGAUCGCUCCGGACGUUUCAGCACGAACUCGUUUCCCUCGUCGUUGCCGAAGGACCGGAAGGACACGUUCCCGCCUGUUGAAUGACCCGUUUUCUUUUUUUCUUUGUUUUUCGUCACCACGCGGUUCGAGGCCGAAGCCCGUUCUUCUUGUCGAGAAAAUGCGAAUCGACGAAAUCGGCCGGAGAUUAAUAUUCCCAAGUUUCGACCUGUCUGUUGCAUGCGCACGGCUCGUGUGCUCUGCGCCGCACACUCUCGGCUUCUCUCUAUCUCUUCGUCUUCGGCGGCAUUCGAACGAUACCCUUGUGUGCCGUCUCUCUCGUGCCUCUCGGACGGAGAGAGAGAGAAAGAGAGAGAGAAGGAGAGCCGGCAUGAUUCUGCAGCUCCGACGUGGAAAGGUGAGUCUCUGCGUGUUAUUCGUGUUAUCCCCACCCCCUCCCGUGAUCCGGGCUUUUCGACGUUUCCCCGUCGACUGGAGAUCACGGUUGCUUUAACGGAGAAAAUUUCGUGUCGUGCAACCGUCGUUUCUGGAGCUCAUGGCGUCUCCGGAGGAGAAAUUCGCCAGGGAUCUCCCGGAGAUCCCGAGACGCGGCAGAACCUCGGUAGGGGUGUCGUGCGUGUCGGGGUGCAUGGCGCCGUUGGGGUUAAUCGGCACGAUCGUCGAGGAAUCGCGUUCAGCGGAAGACGAGUUGGCAACCGCCACGGCGCGGCGCAGCGCAGCGACGUCUCCGCAACGAGACUCGUCUCGGAUCGAAACGCUUCUCUUCACGCUGUCUCUUCGUCUCUUCGCCGUCUGUCACGCCGUGUUGGCUUCCUUCGCCACGCAUUAUCACGCGCUCACACGAGGAGAGCCGCGAUUUGUGCUCGCGAUUUGUGCUCGCCGGGAAGCAAGCGCACGAGCCCGAGAUCGACAAUCGACGAAAAUUGAGAGAGACAGAGAGAGAGAGAGAGAGAGAGAGAGAGAGAGAGAAAGAAAAAAGGAAGCAGAAGGAGAAAAAGACGACGCUUCGGUCGGCUUCUCGCAAGCUGCGACCCCUCGACUCGGUCUCACGCGCCAGCGGUCGCGCUGGCGCACGUUGUGCGCCAGCUCCCGAAUCCUUCGCGCAGGUCAGAUCUGGUCUCCUUUAGAAAAGCGAAUUUUCAUUCGAUCCUUAGUCGAGUUUUGACGAGUCGAGGUCUUCUCUCUCCGGGAGAAGUUUGACUCUCAAGUGCGGAUUUUGGUAUCAUUACUGAAGCGUAACGGUGAGUUCCGAGCGAUCCGUCGCUCGGAAAUAUUCUGCACAUUGGGUUCCUUUGUUUCUUCUUUUUUUUUUCAUUUUUUUUCAUUAUUGUAAAGGGAAGAUUGUUACUUACGAACCACAAUCGUCGCGUUUCAUCGAUCGGCGAGGUCGCGCUGCUCUCUCACUUGGAGAAUCUUUUCAGCCUCCUUUUGUAAUCGAGAAACGCACGUUGCGUUUGUAGAGAUGAAAACACGAGAGAGACAGAGUAAUAAUAAUAUUAAUAAUAAUAAAAGUAAUAUAAUAAUAUAAUAUAAUAAUAGUAAUAAACGAUUCACAAUAUACAGAGUAUUCGGGUAUAUUUGAGUAUAUACUCAACUUAUAAUUAUUAUAGGAGACCCGGCGUGCAUGUGUGUACGUGUCUGUUUGUAUGUAUGCGUGUGCGUGUGCGUAUGUAUGUGCGCGCGUGUAUGUGUGAUAUCGCGAGAGAGAUGAGGCUCCAGAGGGCCGAGAGCGAGAGCGCGAGUGUGUGAUUGGUGAGAAAGUGAGGAGCGGGCGCGAGUACGAGAGUAUAUAAAAGAGAAUAUCAUACGCGGCGCAUUAUUAUUGAUACUUGACUCGUAAGUUUAUAGAAUCAUUAACACGUUGUAACGUUAUUAUUAAUGGGACGAUUAUACGCUCGCAGGCGCGACACGUACACGCGCUGUGACACGCUCACGCGCGCGUGGAAACUCGCAGAUACACCUUCACGUUCACACUUAUACACACACACACACACACACACACACACACACACACAUACACAAGCACACAUACACACACGUUAAUGAUAAUAAGAAUAAUAUAUUAUUGAUUAACAUUAUUAUUACCGAUAAUAUACGAUUAACUGAGAUUAUAGCUGAUUACGAUGUAACGAAGAAGAUCGAUGACGGUUAUGAUAAUGAUGAAGAAGAAGAAGCGGAAAAAGAAGAAGAGUAAGACGAAAAAGAAGAAGAUAAUGAUGAUGAUAAUGACGAUGAUUACGUUGAUGAUGAUGAUAAUGAUGAGUCUGAUAACGAUGCUAACGAUAAUGAUGUUGACGAUUGAUGAUGAGGAGGAGAACGAUGAUGAUGAUGAUGAUGAUAAUGAUGAUGAUAAUGUUGAUUACGAGAUCGUAUGUAUUUAAAUAGAAUUUUUAAGUCGAUGUGUCGCGCGUUCAUUCCCUCGGAUAUCAGACAGAGACGACCGCGAGACGGUAACUGGAAGCCGGUCGUAUGCCAAAGAUUGUCCCCGUAGUGCGUCGUCGAGCUCGAGAAAAGUCGCGUAGUCGAAGGAGAUUAUCGGCGAACCUUUCAACCAGCGUCUUCUCGUACAUUUGUACACUGUUUUCUAUCAUGUUAAUCGAUUUUGGAUAUUCGCGGCCACAUGAUUUCAACGCUUAUUAUUAGGGAGAGAUAGAGAGAGAGAGAGAGAGAGAGGGAGAGAGAGAGAGAGAGAGAGACGAUCGGAACGUGCGGGAACGUGGGAAACGGAAGAAAAGAAGGAAUAAAAACAAACAAACGAUUGCGUUAAUUUUUCACAAGAAGAGUCACGUUACGUCGAUCGAACAUAGAUAUAUAUAUAUAUAUAUAUAUAUAUACAUGUGUGUGUGAAGGAGAAAGUCUCUUUUCAUUUUUCUUUCUUUUUCAAGUAUAAUGUUCGGAUAUAUAGAGAAUAUUCAGUGGAAACGGUCCGAGGCAAAAGGGCGGCCGUAAUGUCGCUCGAGAUGUCCCAGCGAGCGUCGCGCGCGCGCGGUCGCCGGGCAGAAGCGAGAUAAUCGCACGUGUUCACUUGGCGCGACGAAGAGAAAGGAAAGGAAAAGAGAAAAGAAAGAGAGUGAGAGAAAGAGAAAGAGACAGAAUCGCGUACGAUCCUCUUGCCUCCGACGUGUCCCGAUUAUUCGUUAAGUGUUAGACGAAUUGAGACGCUUGAGAAAUAUAAUUUAUCUUACUAAACACAUUCUGCUUUAUCAUUUCUCUCUCCAGAGUGCGCUCUUGGGAGCGCGAGUCCAAGCGAGCGACAGCAAGCUCGUUUCUUCCCGCUACAACCUUUUUCUCUUUCUUCUUCGUUCUUUCGAUCGUACCUCAAUCUCGUCGGGACGCGCGGCGACGUCGUCGUCCUGUAUUUUCGCUUUCCGUCGAUCCGUUUCGCGCGCGCGCGCGAGGAAGAGAGAGAGAGAGAGAGAGAGAGAGAGAGAGAAGAUGAUGGAGAGACGCGUCGCGCGAGCGGCAGCACGACCGGUCCGGAGGAUAUUCGCGCGGAACGAACGGUAACGAUGGCGAGCGCGGCGCGCACGACAGGUGAUCUCCCCCGAUCGGCAAAGGACGAUGAAAAUGGGCAUUCACGGAGCAUCCGUCACGAGGCAAGGUACAAAACGUUGGCUACGCUGCGUCGUUCAGCCGUUUCGGCGUACUUACCGAAUAAGUCACGUUUAAAGGUAAUCUAGAUAAGAGCGUUCACACACACACACACACACACACACAGAACAGAGCGCGGCGCAUUAAUGGCCGUCGCAGCCGACUAAUUAUCGUCGCGUCUCUCGUGGCUCGUGGAUCGGGUCAAGCUGGAAACCGGGCGAGAUCUAUGGCCGCCGCGGGUCACUUGGAGCAGCUCGAAAGCGACGAGACCGGGAUUAAUUCGGAUCGAUCUGAACGAUCGAAGGGUUCUCGAGCGGAUGAAUGUGAAAUAUUUCUCAUUAAUUCCCGGAGAAUAUUGCUGGGCUCGGCUAUCCGACUAUUUGCGAAGCUUGACGUUUCAUUCUCGCCGACCGGAGAGAACUUCGGUCUUUUCUUUUCUACUUGUCAUUUCUUCGUUUUCCUUCGCGCUGCUUCAGUCGAAUGUUUGAGUUCUACGUUAAAUCUGCGGGUCUCGUCAAACUUGAGGGACCAGAGGAGGACCUCGAAGUGUAACGCUAGUGUAGGUUAUUGUCUUUUGAUGCUACGGUUAAUUAUCUGUUGCUAUUUUGUUGAAGCUUGGGAAAGAUUUUUAUUUGACAGGCUCUACUACUAUCUCAACGGUCCAUGUUGAAUCUCCGGAAGAGCUCACAAUAAUCCACUUACUUAAUUUUUAAUUUUAACAAGUAAUGCAUUAGUUGUAUGACUUACUCAACCACAGAUAAAGUGUUGCGAUAAAUAAGUAUAAUUUGAUAAAGAUUGGUAGCGAUUGAUGUUAAUUUUAAAGGCCAGGACGCAGACAGUGGCGCAUUAUAUAUUUUCAGGUGUGUAAAAUUUAUUACUCCGAUCUCAACGGACGUGAUUGCCGAAAUUGCCGAGAGAAUGAGGUUUGCCGAGUCGAGAUUUAGAAUCUGUUCUCAGACCGGCAUUCGCAAUAGUCCGUAAUUGUUUGAUAAAUAAUAAAUGGAUUUCUAUGAA
This is a messenger RNA of Harpegnathos saltator (Jerdon's jumping ant), 9364 nucleotides long. RefSeq lists its product as uncharacterized. Gene Ontology annotation, cellular component: actin filament. The record is from RefSeq and is a predicted model, not a curated record. Bases 605 to 4417 code for a protein of 1270 amino acids. The transcript is spliced from 14 exons. NCBI's taxonomy places the organism in Eukaryota, Metazoa, Arthropoda, Insecta, Hymenoptera, Formicidae. Gene Ontology annotation, biological process: actin filament-based movement.